UUCACGCGCACACACACAAUUCAGAAAAAGAAGAAGAAGAAGGUCGAAGAAGAAGAAUGGUGGAGAUAGAGAAAGUCCUUCACAUGAAUGGUGGAGACGGAAACACAAGCUAUGCAAUCAACUCGCUACAUCCAAGAACGGUGGCAUCUAUGGUCAAGCCUAUACUCGAAGAGUGCAUUGAGCGGCUUUACAUAACCCUUCUCCCUGAGUGUUUGAAGAUGGCAGAUUUGGGAUGCUCAACUGGAUCCAACACCCUUUUAGUUGUAUCAGAUGUCCUCGAGAUCAUCGGAACCAAGUCCAAAAUGUUGAACCUCCCACCACCAUCGUUGCAAGCAUUCCUAAACGAUCUUCCUGGGAACGACUUCAACACUAUUUUUAGGUCAUUGCCGAGCUUCUAUACGAAGUUGGAGAAUGAGAUGGGAAGCUCGUUUGGGCAUUGUUUCAUAACCACAGUGGCCGGGUCUUUCUAUGGCAGGCUCUUCCCUAGCAAUUCCUUGCACUUUGUUCAUUCUUCUUAUGCUCUUAUGUGGAUCUCCAUGGUACCAAAACAGUUGGUUUGCGAGACCCAGGAAGCCUUGAACAAGGGGAAUAUAUGCAUUGCAAAGACAAGCCCUCCUGCCGUGUUUGAUGCAUACUUAAAACACUUUGAAAAGGACUUCACAAUGUUUCUCAAGUGUCGAGCAGAGGAGUUAGUCCCAGGUGGUCGUAUGGUCCUCACAACUAUGGGCAGCAUUAAAAGCGAUGAUCCUCUGAGCAUAUGGGAAGUUGUUGGACUGAAACUCAAUGACAUGGUCUUGGAGGGUCUAAUAGAAUCAGAGAAAUUGGACAACUUCAAUUUGCCGUACUAUGCACCUACUUCGGAGGAAGUAAAGAAGGUGAUUGAGGUUGAAGGAUCUUUCACUUUACAUAAAUUUGAAGUUUUCAAAAUGGAUUGGGACUCUUAUAUAAAGAAAGCAAACAUUGGCCUCGAUAGGCAAGGAAGGGCUGCGAUGAUAGCCACCGACAUUAGGGCCGUGGGGGAACCAAUUUUGUCAAGCCAGUUUGGUGAAGAGGCCAUGGACGACUUGUUUCAAAGGUUCAAAGCUGUUGUACUUGAUCAUAUGGAGGCAGAGAAAUGUGAGUACAUCAACUUGGUUAUCUCCUUGACAAAAAAGGGUUGAAUUAUUAUAAGGUUAACGUGAAAGUGGAGCACAAAAUAAUGUCAAUUUAUGUGGCAGUCAUAUGGACAUUUCUGUCAUUCAGUUUGUGUGAGUGUCUUAUUACUGAUAUUAAUUUCCAGUGAAACUCAAUUAUUUA
Messenger RNA from Quercus robur (English oak), 1296 nucleotides. RefSeq names its product S-adenosyl-L-methionine:benzoic acid/salicylic acid carboxyl methyltransferase 3-like. The record is from RefSeq and is a predicted model, not a curated record. NCBI's taxonomy places the organism in Eukaryota, Viridiplantae, Streptophyta, Magnoliopsida, Fagales, Fagaceae. Gene Ontology annotation, molecular function: S-adenosylmethionine-dependent methyltransferase activity. The coding region runs from base 57 to 1160 and encodes 367 amino acids. The transcript has 4 exons. Gene Ontology annotation, biological process: methylation.